AGUUCAAUUUGCUCGACAUAAUUCGGAUGAAUACUUCAUUUUCGACUUCCUGAUCCUGCUCCAAGCUAUUCAACUUGUUAGCUACAACACCCAAUUUGUUCCUACCUCCUUUGAUUUUCCUUGUACUCUCUAGAUUCUUCAAAAGGUCAUUCUGAUUCCACCUCUUGGACGCCUUCGACCUCACCAAUCGCACUGACAUCAUAAUGGUUUUCUUGUAUUGAAGUUGCUAAAUAAAGACAAAGAUAAUGACGGAGGGUUCAGGUUUUUUUCGGAAGUUGGGAAGUGUGACGACUGGCCGUCAUACCAUGAUGGACGGAUCAGGACUUCCUCCUCCUCGGGAAUUGCGUGUCCACAGAGUCAGCACUGCCUCGCGCUACCUCCCUAGCUACACGCUUUUCUUAGGUGACGAAGACGGCGACGCCGAUGACGAUGAGGAUCCGGAAGGCUGGACGAACGCUGAUGGAUCUCCCGCAGACCCGAACAAGCCGAGGUCUUUCUUCCCGCCUGGCAUGCCGCAGUUGGUUGCCAUGUUGGAGCUGCUGUCUUUGGCUCUGAACUUGUUUUUCAGCCUGUUUCUAUUGCAACCGGCUUUGAUUUACACACUGCUGCCUCGCGGUGGGCUAUACGAUGGAACAGCGGUCGUCAAUGCUAUGUACUCCCGGCUUCCAGGUCCUAUACAAGCGGCAAAAGAAAGCUUCGGAACCGCAGUGGGACCUUACCUGGGACACUCAGUCAUUGAGGUACUAAAAAUAAGAAUUCUCGUGGUCAUGAUACUAGAUUUUGUGAACACCAGUGUUUCUGCUCUGUCACUCGAAUCUCUUCAUCUUUCUUGAUAGAUGAAGUACCUGCAUCCAUUAGAAGCCGCAAGCAGUAUUACAUCCCACAACUACGUUUGGUAGAUUGCGUCAAUUUACAAUCUUGUCGAAAAAUUAGACUGAAAGUUAAAGGAUUAUUGAACCACUGCAACAGUCUGUCCUUCCACUCCCGUUGGUUCCAUAUGUCGCCGAUGCAUGGAAUUCCAUUACGCUUGUCAACACACUGGAACUGGUGAACCCGCGUGGACCUACCUUCGCCUCGUCAGCCGAGGAAAGCAUCCUAUUUGCAAACUUGCAAUAUUUUGCCGCAGUCCAGGUACUUCUACAAGUUCUUUAGCGUUGUGUAGAUCAACAUAGAGUAUCGCGUAUUUCUGUGGAUGAGAUGAAGAUCUAUCAUGAACAUGAUGAUGAUCAUGAAAGAAUUGAAGUGAUUUCUGCGUAAUAAGCUUCGUCAUCCGUCUUGAGCAUGUGUUUGAUUCUAUUUAGACGAUUUUAAUCGGUAAUAACUGAGAAUGACUCUCCUCGAAUUGGAUGACCAUCAGAUUUUCAUCGGUGUUUUUCGUGCGUACGGACUGUCUUCCGCGUCGUCAUCACUGCUGAAGUUGCUUCGAAUGGGCAGUUUGCUGACAGGAACUCUGACCCUCUACGUUGGCAUGGCUGGCAGCUACGACCUACCAAGGAUCGCCGGCUCUUCGUUCGCGUUUUAUCUGAUCGUCAUCCCGGAGAUUAUCAUACCAGAGGUAGCGCUGUUUACGCAGUGGGCUGAACAAAAUCGCCUGCCAGAAAAGAUUGGGGAAUCGCGCGAAGCCAUGUUUCUGAGCGAGUUCUUCCUCGGCCGCAGGAUGAGCACCUCGAAGUUGCGAACCUCGACGGCGGGACAAGGGAUCACGAGCAUUGUAGACAAAGCUCCCGUUUCGCCUGAUGCAAUUAUCUUGGCGGAAUUGUUCAAACUCGGUUACGGACUGCAGUGUGCUAUCGAAGAUUUUCUCCUUCUCUUCUUCCAGGCUCACGUUUUUGUUGCUUUGGUAAUUUCCUACGUGCUAGGAGCAUUGCUUUGGCACGUUUUGAGCAGUUCGUUAUUUCUUGACAAAUAUUUGCCCACGUUGGUGACGAUUUCGCGUGUCGUUUUUGCACCGACGGCCGCACCGAGUGGCACAGCAGACUUGCUGCCGCUGACCAUGCUCCUCCAGGUUAUUUUGGUUAUGGUCUGGACUGCCGCAAGUGUCCGUGCGCAUCGCAUCCUUGCCGACCGCCAAACUGCUGCGCAGAUCGUGCAGGCUGCCAAGCAACGAGCGAAGCAAUCCACAAUCAUUCUUGCGCAACAGGAGGACAUUGUAAGUACUACCAGCAAGCCCAAGCCUCCUGCUCAGGCAGAGACAAAUUAUGUUGAAGAAAUGGAUCUGAAAGCUGGCCAGCUUGGUACUAGUAUCACACCUGUGGCCGCACAAGGUGAAAGGAUCACGGUUGAAGACGAUGAUGUGGAUCUCAUUUCUGAUUCGUUUCAAGGGGGUGCCAAGAGAGCAAAUAAAGCAGGGCGAUUUGAUCUGCGCGAAUCCGAUGGAGGAUCCGUGGUCCUUGCAACCGUAGAACCGGAGCGAGCGGGCAAGCAGCAUCUGGUGCCGCCCCUCAAUCUGAACGAAAUGAAGAACUCGAAUCCAGGAGCAUUUGGCAUGUCCUCUUCAGGCAAGACGAACACCAGCACAGCGACAAGUGGUAAACACGCUCCUUUGCGGUCUCAGCUUACAAUACAACCAACGAUGAGUGAGCCCGCUUUCAACGCAAACAAUUACGCUUAUAGGUCCGCAGACAGUAUGCUCGCAGGUAUCCUUGAAGACGACAGCAUACGCGCAAGCAUGGUAAGAGCAAGCGCUAAUGAAUCGAAGUCAGAGGAACUAUUUUCGGGAUUGUCGGAACCUCCAGAGGCGCCACGCAGCGUGGCAUCGAAAAAAUCUGCAAAAGCGGAAGACGUCGGUCCCGGGCCGACGACACCUGCCGGUAAAGAUGUGAAAAGCAGCAUGGCACCAGCGGCCAUGAGACUAGCGUCACCGCGUGGUGAAAAGGUCACGGACGUUCCGGAGGAUACGAACAAAGAAGAUGAGCCGCCGCUAUCUCCGAAGAGUUCAGGUGCAGUGGCCAACAAAGUCGCGCAGAUAGAACAUGCCGUCGCGAAACAGAAACCAGCGGCAAAGGCGAAAGCAAGCAACAACAAGAAAGCAAGCAACAACAAGAAAAAAAAAGGAGCGGCAAAAAAGGCAGAGGAUAUGACGGGAAGCAGUCCUAGAGGAUCACCAAUCAUGACGUCAAAGUCUGCCAAAGACGACGACAAUGCCAACCAAGAAGACGAUUCUCCGGAGACGUUUCCCGGCAGAGAGCUUGACUCGCCCAUGGAAAAUGGAAGCCUCAAGCAGAUCAACCGUGGAUCGCAAAAGUUCGGAACAAUCGAUGCCCCGUUCGGGAUGGAGAAAAUCCACUAUCACGGACACGAUGUCGGCAGACAUCUUCUGUCGCUAGCACUCAACGCGGACGGAGGUAACGGGUCGAUAACAGGUGACGUGACCGCACGCAGCUCUCUGGGAAGCGUUCAGCGUCGUCGAGGCGAAGGUGAGGCCAUGGAGGCUGGCGAUGGGCUUGGGCAGACGGCUAUGGCUCUCUCGGGGACAGAUUUCGUCACACGUGCGGGAGGAGGCUCCAAGAACACCGCUGGAGGCAUUGUGACGUUGCCGGACGUCGACUCGUCCGAAUCCGAGUCCUCCGACGGCGUACACAAGAAGGCGUACCACAAGCAGAAACUGAAGACCUGUCUGCUCGGAGGCAAGAACCCAAAGGCACACAAGCCACACGUGCAUAAACAAAAGCUCGCUCAGCGAUUCAGCCACGGAAAAGAGCACCACUCCCAUGAGGAUUUUCGGCGACGGUCAUCGGAAACCCCACAUGCAUUUGGGCGACCACCUAGCAAGCCGUCUACCAGCAAGGGCACUGUUGCGCCUGACAUCUUGUUCGGAGCUUUUCCGAGCAAGAGCACUAUGAGUAAUGGUCCCGGCUUCCUGUCACCUAUGGUCACGGCACGUACGUCGGUUUCGGUAUCGUCUCCGAUGGGCACGAACACUGGUUCGCUGUUGACCAGACUGGAAAACGAAGCCGCAGCGUCAAUGCAGAAGAACGACGAGCGACUGGUCUUGGACGGCAAUUCUAGUCUCGAAUCACACGCGGGUCUGCAUUCUACACAAGAAAAGAUUAGAAAAAGCAAACGUGGGCGUCAUGUCGAUAUGGAAGAGGCUGUUGUACUAGGUCCUGAGGAGCGCGUGAAAACCAUCAUCAAAGAGGAGCUGGAGCGAUUGAGCCUCUCAGCGCGGAAGCGAUCGAGUGACGACGACGAGGACGACGACGAAGAAGAGGACUCGUCUCCCGAAGUAGAUAAACGUGCUGACUCACCGCAGAAAAGGCCGCGUGCCGUAGCGGAGGGAGAAGCGGCUGCAAACCCCUUCCACGAGCAAGGAGGACGAGGCAAAAGGAAGAGACAAAAUAGAAAUAAGCGUGCCAAAGUAAAGGCCAAAGCCGAUGGCACUAGUGCGGGGCAAACCGACGAAUUGCUUGGGACGCUGUUAAUUGAUGACAACUUGCUUCUCGGGGCGGCCACGGCAGGGUCAAGCGGUCCGUCUGCGCCGUCGAUUCAGGCAACUGAAGACGUAGAACUUCGAGCGUCCGCUGUCGAGGUAGAAAACAAAACUAGCCAGAGGUCGGCUUCGCAGUUUUCUCGUGGUUCGCGCGGUGCGCCCAUUGCCAUCGAAUCCUUUGUAGACUCGCCGCUGCACACAGCCGCAGUGAGUGCAUCACUUCCUUACAAAGUUGAUAGCUCUGGACAGUCGGCACAAGAUUUUGACUCGUCUUCAAAGAACAUCCCGCCCGUCAAGACCACGCUAACCACUGUUCCCAGUCUAUCGACGACGUCUUCUUCGGAUAGCGUGAGAAGCCAUAUUCAUGGUCGCGAUUACAGCCAACGGGUGCUCGAUCCCAAUCUGGUUGUGGAUGCGGGAAUGGGGUACGUUCGCGAUACGAUUGCCACCUCCUUGGCAGGUACCGCUAGCGUAGCUUACGAUGACGAUGCACGCCGCGGGUCGCCAACGAUUGCGCCGAGCCCAAGUCGCAACGUCGCUGCUUCGAUCUUCCCCGGAGUUGGUGCUCUUCGCUUUUCUUCACUCACACAGCAAGUCGGGGCUGAGGAGGAGGAGAUGGCAGGCGCAGUGGAUGGGCCGCGUAGCAAGGCUGAUUACUUGAGGAUGCGAGACUACUUGGUAACGCAGUUCGCGGAUGAGUUGUCCUUGAAUGGUAUGCAAAAGGCCGCGUAUCAGACUGUAAUCGCAGAGGAACUGCUGCGGCAGGACCGCGUGGACCAAGGGCUCGUGAUGAGAAGCCAGGGAGACAGGAUUUCCGCGAUGUCGAAUGAUGUUAUUACUGGCAUGGAUCAGAGUUUUAGAGCGUCGCGCCCAACGGUAGAUCCAGUAGCAAACCAAGCGGCCUCGCCAAGGGAGAUGAUGAGGCGAGUGCGGGAGAGCCGCAGUGUCGCCGUGUCACGGGCUAUGACCACCGGGCUCAAGGUCCGGGAAACGACUCGAAUUGAAGCUGCAGUGCGCUCCAUUCGUGAAGAGCCGGAUCGAUUUGUCACCUUACGACUUCCGUCUAGGGGCGACACAAACCUGCUGCUUCGGAAUUCUACUACACGAGGAGGCGGAAAUAGUUUCCGUGUGAGCACAUUUGGUCAGGGACGGCUGACUGUACAGGUUGAAGAGAACUUUCCGAUUGCGCACGUAGGCAUCCGUAGUUUGGUAUCCUUUAUUUGUGUCCUCAUUAACGCAGUACACUUCCCGAUGCACGUCAUUUUGUCGUGGACACACGCAGUCCGCGUUUCUCUUAUCGCACAUUUGGGUGUCCUCGCAGUGCUUACAGGACCACGCGUGCUCCCGGGUGCUCUAGCGCUCUUCGCGGACACCUUUCCUAGACAAUAUGCGAAGUUCGCGGGCGCUGUGAGUGCAGCGGAAUCAGCAGGUAGCGCUGCUGCAACUACGCCAGCUGGGGCAGCAUUCGGAACCUUGCUUGUGUACUUCUCAACCGUGACUUUUGUGGCAGUGUACACGCAGUUUUGGAAGCAGGUGACUGGUGUUGUCGUAGUCGAUGGCGAGCAACUGUCGUCACACUUCACGAGCUCGAAGGAAGUUAGGUCACUGCACAAGGCUACCAGGCAAGUCGUUGCAGCCCUCCCACGAUCACUUCGGAGUGCGAUCGCUGCGUCGCUUGCAGGCAUGCUUCCGAAGCUAACGGCUGGAUCUAGCUCAAGCUCCGUAUUUAGCGUGGAGUUUGGUCCCGAGGAUGUUAGGCGGUGCGGUCGAUGGCUGCAGCGACUUGGCGACUCAUUAAUGCCCUGGUCCGUGCUGCUGUGGACCCUAGCGAUGGAGGUGCAAUUUUAUAGCUCGACAAGGAGCAGCAGCGGAUCGAGGGGCCUCUCGGCUUUAGACACUUUUCAAUUGGGAGCAGCCUCAGCGUGGCAAGAUAUUUUUUCCGCGUGCUUUCUCUAUCUCAUUGGGUGGCUCUGGGAGCGGGCCGACAUGCAAAGCGGCUUUCGUAACGCCGUCGUAGUACUCGCCAGCUUUGCGCUGCCACUCUCGUACAUCAUACAUUAUUCAGAGUUAUAGAUUUAGUUAUAGUUUGACAUAGCCUGUCACUCCACGGGUAUUCCUCUUCUUGCUGAUGAUUGAAGAUUCAAAUGGUGAAUAAAUGUAGUGCACCUAGUGAAAGUGAUUAUGAUCGAGAAGUCAGAACCUGUCAUGAAAGGACAAUGGAAGGCUAUUUUCUCCCUAAGUUCGAUUUCCAUUCCCCUACAUCUAACUACAUUGAUUUUCUAAAUUUUUACAGGUUACUUCUUGGAAGCUUAGUGCAGAAGCAGAUGAUUCUGAUUGGAAGCGGCGACGCGUUAGCGCUACCCGCUUGGGCAGAGAUGUUUCCCGAUCUUCCAAAGCAGCCGAGGUCGUUAGGUUUCAGGUGUUGGAUCUAUGUCAUAUCAGCACUAGCGACAUGGUUACCAGGUGUAGCCGCGUUUGUGCUUUCGUACUCAAUGCUACGAAACACUUACAGUGCGCCAAUUCAGGGAAAGCGACUAGCAGGAGCUGGGCUGUGGAUGAUCGCGCUUAGUGGUACUCGAACGAUUACUUCUUUACACUAUUGCAGUAGUACAUCUUUACACCGAUGCAGUACACACAGGACGAUAAUGUUUACAGCAGAUUUGUUGUCGAUCGACGUAAUUUCUACUUCACCAAGUUCAUCCCAUUAUUAUUAUUUUUCGCUUGCUCCAAUUUCCGAUUAUAUUCCCGUCAGGUGUGAACUUGUUCUUAUCCCAUUACGUUGGUGGCGCCUAUGCUUUGGAUGUGAACAAUGAGAAGAUUCCGAUGAAGGUUUUUGCUUUUCUCCAUCGCGCUGAGUUCCUCAGCGGUUUGAUGCUCCUUCAUUUCGGUCUCCAACGUAUGAACCGCACUGAAUCUGGAUUCGAGCGUAUCCUGGCCUGCCUCUUCCCGACUACUAGUCCUCUGAUGUUGGUGACGGCGCUUUGGAUAUGCCUUCGACUCGUUGUCCAUUGCAACUUCUUUGACGUAAAUACCGGAAUCCUCCUGCCAGUUAUCCGCGGAAGGUCUGUCGGUGGAGGAAAUUCCUUUGCCACUUCGUGGUUCGGCGGUGGAGGAAGCAGCCCUUUGGCACAAAGAUCAAAACUUACGUGGACAGACUUUGUGCUCUAACCAAAAAGUUUGCGAGUUCGAAUCAUGCGUGUGAUCCAACUUCGUUCACGUAAUUCCUAUAUCAACAUCAACUCAGCUAGGUAGCUGGGUUUAGAAGUAGUCAGAGUCAGUUGAACAUGCGUAAGUAAUAGUCUAAUGAUAGAUAAUAUUUUUUUAUUUCUGGUUUGAGUGGAUAAAGAAUAACUUCUGUAGUUGUUGCCUCUGGGAGAGUACGUGAAAAAAUGAGUAAAAAAACAUGAUCAAGUGAGUAAAAAAAGUGGCUUUUCUAUAGGCGCUUUUUAACAUGAAAACAUCUGAAAAUCUAAGUAAAUAACCACCUUCCAUAACAGGACGUUAAAAUUUUUCCCUCUUAAGGUAAGAGGUGUGCUGCAAAUCUUGAUUGGCUUUUGUCUUUGAAAAAAGGCGAAGGUCUAGGUCCAGCGACGCUUAACGCACUAAAUAAUACAACUGGUUCGUUUUUCCUCUUUCUCUAAGUGCGGUCUAUCUCUUCAUGCAAUCAUAUUUUUUUAUUUCUCGUAAUACAUUCAUGUAGCAGCGCAUCGCGUCAGAUAUCAAAUGAAUACUUGUUCUCAGCCGUAUCGAUAUUUACGUGUAUUUCAGUUCGUUUUUCCAUGUCAAUAUUUAUUCAGGCCAAAUAUGAUUUCUUUGUAUUUAGCUAGUGGAAAAAUGCAGCAUUUAUUUUAUCAGGAAAAAAGCAGAUUAGAGUUGUCAGUUGUCGCAAUGUAGUAUAAUUAUAUAUCAGCAUGAUUAAUUUGAAUCUCGUCGCUGGAAUACUGAGCUGUACCAUUGCACAGGCGAAGAUUUUGUUGGAGCCGAGGAACAAGAGGCACAAUAAAAUCCUUCAUAGCAUGCUUAUCGCGAUUUUAUCAUGAAGGAAGUUUUUAGUAGCCACACUUAUAAAUAUGUCUCCAGUGAUUUUCCGACGAUAACCAAAAUUGCUUUUCAGAGACAGUGAUUUACGUUUACGAUCAAGUCAGAAUAACAAGCAUGACACACAUAGAUCGAACUAGGUUAGAUGUUGAGAUGGAAAAAGGCGGUUAAGGUUUUUUCCUUGUAAAUUGACUCCUUUUGUACAGAACUCUUGACUUUCCCCAUUUUGCCCACUAGGUAAAUAAGAUGAGUAACAAUGACGAGAAUGCAUUCCUUAAGUCUAACAAACUUCAUAUAGAACUAUUACCAUUACUUGUAAGUUGAGAAUGUUGUUCAGCAAUUA
This is a messenger RNA of Amoebophrya sp. A25, 8810 nucleotides long. The record is from the annotation of a GenBank genome assembly. Lineage: Eukaryota; Dinophyceae; Syndiniales; Amoebophryaceae.